GGCGGGCCCCGCUCGCCUUACGGCCUGUCGCAAAGAAAAUGGCGGCCCCCGUCUACCCGCCUUGGGUCACCCGCUGGGUCUCCGGGCAGUGGCGGCAGAAGAAGCGGCCGCCUGUCAUCCGCCCNACCCGGCCGCUGGUGUUGGCCAACAAGGUGGCGAACCGCCGGGAGGAGGCGGGAGAGGCGACGUGCAUUACGGAGAUGUCAGUAAUGAUGGCCUGCUGGAAACAGAACGACUUCAAUGAUGCAGCUUGUGCUGAGGAGAUCCGGCUGUUCUAUGACUGCGUGGCAAAGGCAGAAAAGGAGCGCAAGGAUCGAAAUGAGGGCGCGCUGACACCCGGGGGAAACUUAAGUUCAAGCAAAGUGAACAAGCUCCUGAGGAGGUUUCCACAGAGCUCACGUUAUGUAUAAUGUGCUUUACUAAAGGGACUGCAGACAAGUGAUUAAAGUUGGAGUCUUUGGCAAAGAAGUGGAAAGUAGACUUGAGUAAGCAUUUGAUGUCCAGUGGCAUCUGUCAGUGCUGCUGUGCGGAUCUUGACUGCACCUUUGUUUCCAGAGUGAAAAAUACCCAUCUUGACCAUGAGCUGACUUUGUUCAGGAGGUUUUUGGGUCUCACGGUCUUAGGAUUUCUGCAGCAUGUUGUUCAACUUGCCACAGUGUGGAGUCGGGUCCUUGCUGUGAAAUAAAAUCUUGUAGGAAUGCAUGUAAGUGCAUUUUCUAACAGUCAGGGGGGAACUUUUCCUCAGGUGUAAGCUUCCUGCCUAACUUCUGAGCUGCUAUCAAAAAGUGCUCAGGCCCAGACAUUGAGCCAACUUAAAACUGAUAGUAGUAAUCUCAUGACUCGUACUCCUACGUCUGUGUAUACACAGUUUCAUUCCUCUUGAAAUUUUUUUAAUUCCUGCUGUUGUACAAGAUGGUUGUAGAGUGGGGAGGAAAUCUCCAGCAAAAUGCCUUGUUAAUACACAAUACGUUGGUAAGGAUCAAAUAUAAUUUUAAUGUAGAAGCUUGUGAUUUAGGUCCUCUGAUUUGCAGGUGGGACUGAUAUGGUGCUGUGUCAGAUGGAUGGAGUUGUCUGUACUCUAAUAAAAUAAUGCAAGACUGUU
Messenger RNA from Calidris pugnax (ruff), 1102 nucleotides. It is a transcript of the gene CHCHD1, whose product is annotated as coiled-coil-helix-coiled-coil-helix domain containing 1. Gene Ontology annotation, cellular component: mitochondrial ribosome; nucleoplasm; mitochondrion. The coding region runs from base 39 to 410 and encodes 123 amino acids. Gene Ontology annotation, biological process: mitochondrial translation. Gene Ontology annotation, molecular function: RNA binding. The transcript is spliced from 4 exons. The record is from RefSeq and is a predicted model, not a curated record. Lineage: Eukaryota; Metazoa; Chordata; Aves; Charadriiformes; Scolopacidae.